Molecule: messenger RNA, 2811 nt
Organism: Venustampulla echinocandica
Lineage: Eukaryota; Fungi; Ascomycota; Leotiomycetes; Helotiales; Pleuroascaceae
Exons: 9
Coding region: 1-2811 (936 amino acids)
Biological process (GO): regulation of synaptonemal complex assembly; meiotic cell cycle
Molecular function (GO): protein binding
Source: RefSeq, a predicted model, not a curated record
AUGGCGCCGCUCCCAUCAGCGCGCCCCGAGAAAGAGAAGCGUGUCCGGACCCAAGCCUUCGCUGCCGAUUUAGAAGCUCAGCUGCCUGCAGCCGCAUCCUCGAGAUCCCCAGGUCCCCUUCUUGACGAGAUUGAGAAGUGCAUAUCCACCUUCCCUGGAAAUUUGGGCACCGCUGCAGCAUCGAAGUGUCAGGAAAUCGAUAGCUCCGGCACGACAUUAUGGAAUAUCUGCACCCGUCUCAGGCGCAAUCACGACACCGAGAACACUGAGGCCGUUCCAAUUAUACUGGUCUUGACACGUGUGUUUGCAUUUCUUCUGUUGUGCUGUGCGCACGACCAUGGAAAGUCUACAACGGGUAAUAUUUUGAGGUUGGCCAAGAUUGGUAUCAAAGCUGCGAAGAAUUGCUUAGAGCGGAAAGAACUCGGGCUCGCCUUUAAGGUCCUCGAGAAGGUUGGGAAGUAUGAAGACUCGUUGAAGGGAUGCCAGUCGGAGCUCGGGCUAGAAGAUGGACAAGAGCCCGAGCGAGUAAGCGCAGAGUAUUUUGUUCUACGCACAGCUCUAGCAUGGUAUCAGAAGCAGUAUGAUAUUGUCGAGCACAUGUACAAGAAUUGCAUGGCUUCGAAGCGCAAUUUCGACUCGAAUACCGCAGAGAGCCUAGCAGAUGUUCUCUAUGAGAUGGGCAAGGAUCUUAUAACAUCUCAACAAUACCAGUUAUCCGUUAAAUGGCUUGAGCGAGCAUACGAGGUGUUAACCACCCAGGAGCUCGACAGACUUAGCAUGGAUGCUAGCGAGCUUCGAAUCUCCAUCAUACAAUCACUUGUUAAAGCUCUGCUUCAGCUCAAGGACGAUGGGGCACUAGAAAAAGCCCGUGGUUUUGUCGAGCUUCUCCAAAACGAGCUUGGAGACAAACUAAUCGUAUUGUUGCUCCGGUUAGAACUUGUUAAUGCCAACACGGCGGAUCCUUUCGAUAGUUUGUCCUAUAGCGAAGUCUUACACAGGAUGAUUCGGGUGGUGAUAUUGAGCGAUGGCAAUUUUAAGCUUUUGAUGUUCCAUAUUCGAAAGCUGAACAACAAAAGCCCAAGUUUGGCCUGUAAAGUACUAGACGACCUGCUAAGGUUGCGGGUAAUAAAAGAAGGGCGAGAGGAAUUGCUUGAGAGAGUAGUAGUUACACGUUUAUGGAUGACGACGAGUCAGAUGGAUGCUCCAGAUGCCCCGGGCUUGCUCGAGACGUUGCUCUCUACCGCGCUCGAUAAUUUCAACCAGCCUAUAGGUUCAUCAGCAACUUUGGCAGCACACAUGUUACUCUGGAAGCGUAUCGAGUCGAACUACGCUCAGGGACAGUACGAUAUUGCUGAGAAAUGGUGCCGUCUAGCUUUGCACCCAAUUUUCGAGAAAUCGGGAGACGUCAACAUGGCUCGGAUAUCGAGGAAGCUUUUGUUAUGCGCUCUAGCUAGACAAGAUACUGGUAGUGCUAGAGGUGCCUUUGGGUCAAUGUCGGAUACGGCUAAAAAUGAGCCCAUGACAAGGUUCCUGAUGUACAAAAUCGCCAUACGCUCGAAGGAAUUCGAACUGGCUGCUGAAUGCCUACAAAUUAUCAGUACCUCUUCCAACAGCGAUCCGACCCUUUUAUAUGCUUGCUGCCUGGACUCCCUACAGGUUAACAACAAAAGCCAAACAUUAACUGCAUUGCAGCUCGUGCUUGAGAAAUCCAAUUAUGCACCGCUCUCUCCUGUUCACUUGCCGUCGCUGCUUCGUGUCACCAUCGGUAUAACAUCUUCAUUGCUCGAAGAAUCACAAAAUGCAGGAGGCGAGGGGGACUAUGAAGUGCUCGUGGACAAGCUCUGUAAAAUGUUCGAAGGAGCUGUCUCGUCGAUGAAGAAGCCACCGAACUCUGUAAAAGGCACCGACGUUUUAUGGACUUCAUCUGAAGUUGAUUGGUUUUCGAAGAAUUCAUACAACACCGCCAUUAAACAUAUAUCUAUAUGGCCUCCACGUUAUGUAUUACGAAUGUUGGUCUGUUGCACCUCAUUCAUCUCCCAAUACCCCUCGGAUAUCAGUGAGCAGAUCUCCGACGAUCUAGAUCUCCGCAAGAUGUUUUGCGAGUUCUCCGCAGGAACUCUUCUUGUUGCACUAGCUCGUAGUGAAGAUAAUAUCGAACAGCGAUCCCAAGAUUACCUCCGCUUGCGCAAGCACGUCAGUAGUUUCGAUAAGUUACUAGUAGAAAGAUUGCCUAAAUUAGAAGAAGUUCAGAGUCAAGACCUGCUGCAGAAGCUAGCUGUCCUUCUAGCAUUCGACUUCGAAGCAGCUUGUCAGUUAAAGGCUUGGGAUGAUCUGGGAGAAAUUAUCCUCAAGAUCAAUAUCACCAAGAGUGUACGUGCCUUAGAACUAAUGGCGGACUGUAUCCUCUCUAUUCAACCUCCAACUCAAGUUCUCAUCGUCAACUUAAAAAGAAUCAUAAAUGAAGCCUGCAGUCUCGAUGCAAUGGACAAUUCCAAACUGGCGAAGUACAUGCGUUGUCUAUUCCAAAUCGCACUAUCAGAUAAUGCUGGAGUAGCAGAACAACUCCUCGACCAAAUCCGUGAUCUAGCUGAAGAAUCCCGAGAUAUUGAUCAGCCAUAUCCUACGGAGGAGCUUGAUUGGAUCGCUACCAAGUCUUUCAAUCAUGCUAUCGACCUUUAUUGUAAUGGCCAAGAUGAAGCUUGCAAGACCUGGGUGGGCAAGGCUCUUAACAUCACUCAUUUCUGCGAUGAUGGAGGAGCGUUGGAGAGGUUGUUGCAAAAUAAAUUGAUGGGAUUGAAGUUCGAUGUUUGA